CAUGCAAAAUUGUAUCGCACGGGACGUUUUAGCCAAUUAAUUUAAAAAUUGUUGCUAAUAAGCCAAUCAGGAUCAAUGUACAACGGCUCCGGGUUUUCACCUACAAAAAAAGCAAAGUGAGCAGCAGUAGUUGAAGGGAAAAGUGGAUUAAGAAGUGGUUGAUAUUUUUGCUUUGUUAGGGAAAGAAAAUAUUGUUUUUUUUCCUGAAAACAUGACGGAUAAUUUAACCCUGAAUAAGCCGUCGCAAAGAAGAAGUACACAAGAUUAUCGAUAUGUUAAAAGUAGAGUAUUAACAAGGUUACGAAGUCAAAGACUGAAGAAAGUAAAAUUUCAAACUGAAAGGAGCAACCUAACUUCGAUUCUAAUGACCAGGUCUGCUGCUCGUAGCUUGUUUUCAACCCAGUCACUUCUUGAACUUCCAAAUGAACUAAUAUCAGUGAUACUUAGUUAUUGUAAUGCAAGAGAACUCAUCGUAUUGCAAUGUGUGUGCAGGAAGCUAUCCAAUCUUAUUAGUAAUAAUAUGUCCUUGUGGGCUCAUGUCAGUUAUCAAAAUAUGUGGCCAACUGCAAAUUUGGAUUGUGAAAUGUUUGAAAGGGGUGCAGAUGCUCGAAAUCAUGAAUGUUUAGUCAAGCUUGGGCUGGCACAUUUGUACCAUUACAAUUUAACUGCCUCUGCAGAGAAGACUGUAAAGGAAGUCAAAUAUCAUGCAAGUCUAUCUGCCAACUAUUUAUGCAGCCUGGACAACAGGAUUGUCCCAAAAAAACCAAUCACAUGGAUGCUACUCCGUCCACCCUGGUCAACUGCUAAAUCGAUUUGUUUAAAGCAGGCUGUGCAUAAUCAAAUGCUAAAGUUUAAGGGAUCAAAUGCUGAUAAAGUAGUUUGCUACAACCUGGGUAAAGUUCUUAAUUUAGAUAAUGAAAAUGAAUCAAAUGAUAUAAAGGCAAAAGAAAAUCUUUCAGCUGCUUCACUGAUGGGUUUUACUCAUGCUAAAUUUGAGAUAUUAUUGCAAGAGGAAAAAUCUGUUUUUGCUAAAACAGAUGUUGGUGCUCAACUUCAAUGGUUUCGUGAUUUGCAGGCAUGUGCUGCUAAUGGCAAUACUGAUGCUAGGUUCAAACUUUGUCAAUUAAUUGCAUCUCAUAAUAGUGAAAAGUUUUUAUGUCGCUUUGAAGCAAUUAAAUUUUCAAAGGCAUUAUUUCGAAACAGUGACUGCUCCCACAUAGAAAAGUUAGAGAAUUAUCAGCCAAAGAUCAAUAGUCUCAUGAGGUGCAUUCUAGUUGAUUGGAUUGCAGAAGUAGCCUAUAUGAAAGACAUGUCACACCAAGUGCUGCAUGCUGCUGUUCAUUACAUUGACUCUUUCCUAAUGACUAGAGUUGUGGAGAGGACAAAACUUCAAUUGUUAGGAAUCACAUGCUUACUUUUAGCUGCCAAGUCACACUAUGAUCCUCGUCAGGUGCAUAUCUUAACAGUUCGUGAGUCUUCUUGGUUGACAGACCAAACAUAUCAGUAUGAGGAUGUUGUAAGAAUGAUGGGAGAAGUAAUGGGAACAUUGAAAGCUGAUCUCUGGCGUUCAACCUCUUCUGAUUAUUUAGAGCUGCUUCUAUCAUCACCCUUAAUUCGCGACAUUGAAAAAGAUUUAGUUCAUUAUUUGCAUGAUUUGUCUCUACAGUACACUGUUGCUGGAACGUAUAAAAGAUCAGUAAUUGCAGCCUCAGUGUUAUUUUUGGCAAGAUUGAUCCUAAAUAUUGAAACACCUUGGCCAUCAGAGUUGUCAGAUUUUAGUGGUUUCCUAAUCAGAGAUAUUGCUAAUUGCACAGCAAUACUUUACUACAAAUGCUUUAUUUGUCCUUCGGUAAAAGACGAUAGAGAUUUGCCGUUAAGGAGCAUCAAGGAAGAAUAUUUAUCUCCUAAGCAUUCGAACAUUGCAAAUUUAACUUUUCCACAACAACUUCAGCUGAAAAGCCGCAUCUUGGCUGCUGACUGUACAUUGUCAUGUGUGUCCGAAGAUCCUUUACAGUUUGUUGUUAUGUCUCUUGAUAUUGAUGAAACGUUUAACGCUAGCGUUAGAAGUAUCGAUUACUAUGGUGAUUAUGAAGAUUUUCUAGAUCAUGUUAGUGAUUCAAGCUGCGACGAGGAAAGUUUCUGCGUAGGGAGAACUCAAAUAUCAUCGUUUAGAUCAGUGGACGAGUUCUCUGAUGAUGAGACAACUAUGGAUGCAGAAAGUUUAAAUUAUGGAUCCUCAAGACUGAAUCAGUCGAAGGAAAGUUUCACGCCUAUUUACCACAGUAAGAACGUAAAAGCAGUGAUGAUUGAAAAGAGUGAAAUGGUUGAGUUCAAAUAUAUCAAUCCGCUGAAUGAGAAAAGUGUUUUCUUGUUUCCUGAAGAGUCUUGCCAUUCACAACUUCAAGACAAGACAAAUGCAGUAUUGCCUGAGACACAGAGAAGUGGUCUAAAUUUUCCUAUUAAACGUAAACAUUCCUCGUUGCAUUCCGACAUUUGUAGUAAGCAACAUAGGAACAAUGUUGUUGGCAAAAGAACUAGAUGAACUUUAGUAAAUUUUAAAUAGUGUUAGUUUUUUGAAACAGUUUUAUUUUUUAUUUGCCUUAUAGGCGGAGUUUUUAUCGAAACCUUUUAUUUCCUCGUAGAAAGUAAUAGUUAUCGCAUGGUACAGAGUACAAUGUUACAUAUAACGGCUAGGAAAAUAAAAACAAAAAUAUCAGAAGGAAAAUAAUAUAUGUCAACUUGUACGACGCUUCGGGAGAUACCCAGUUUAUCAUUAUUGCAAAAAAAUCUCAGCAUGAUUUUAAAAUCGAAGGACGUGUUCUUUUUCCAAAAAAGUUUGUUGUAAAUUAUCUGUGGUAUAAAACCCGUGACAAUAAAUUCAAACAGUUAACGACCUACAAAUUUGUAAAAAGAUAAGAACGCAAACAAAAGUUAAUUUUUAAUAAGAAGUAGAAAAUUGUGGAUAAUGAAACCGCAUUUGCAUAUCACUAAGAGACGGAAUAAAAAAAUAAUUGUUUUCAUAUACAGCAGCUUGGUUUUUAAAAGUUUGUUUUGAUAACAUUCGAAGUUAUUUUCGAAAUUUGAAUACUGUCUGUUAAACAUCUGUUGUUGUUUCUGAAAAUAUGACAUAUUGUAUUUACCUCUCGUCUUAGUCAAUCACGUAUGAGAUGUUUUUCGUGCUAAUGAUGGAUGUGUCUAUUUAUACCAGAGCAUAAGUACUGUUAUUGAACAUUAAUUUGUUCUGUACAAUAUUUAUAUAUAUAAUUUAUAAAUAUGUAACAUUUAUAAUUUAUAACUUACUGAAACAUAUUUCAGGUAAUGUUUUAAGUUCCAGUAAAUUUUUUAACAAUGCAUUUUAUCAGUUCCUCUUAUCGCUUUUUUUAUUAUUUUUUAGUCAUUUUAGUGCAUAUUGGCUUCACUAACGUCUAUUUUGUGCAUCAGCAUAAAGAUUUUUUAAUUUUUUUAAUGACACGAUAACGCAUGCAAAAGAACAUUACAUACAAAUAUUUUAGCUAGAUAGCUUUUGUUAAGGGAAUAAAUUUUCGCGAAUUUCAAAUUCGCAAAAUGCGUAAAAUGUCAGGAUUGCUAUUCAUUUUUAAAAUUGAAUUUUAAGUUAACUUUUUAAACAACUUACUUUUUCGUGAGCAGAAUUAUAUGCGACUUCCUGUCUGUUUUUAAUUAAAAUUUUCAAAGUUACGGAAAGACGAAAAUAAAGUCGGAAAUUAUUUAAAAUCUGCGAAAGCUCGCCACAAUAUCUGACAUUAAAGUGUUUUUGAUUUAUUUUGAUUUAUUCUAAUUUUUUUGAAAUUUCAACAUAGUUAACUUCUUAUUCGCUAAACCGGAAACAUUAAUUGUAGCGAAAAUUUAUCCCUGUGGGGGCAGUAACCUUUGUGAGAAUAGUAAGUUUUUAUUAAAGUUUUAGUGUGAAGCUUUAGCAUAAAUAGAGUUUAUUAGUAUUAUUUAAUGCAUGUUUCAAACGUUAUAAAUAUAAAAUAACAUUUUUUAAAUUACGUUUUGAGUGAUACAGUGAGUUUUAUGUUAUUUAUCACGAUCAUAAUUUGUUAUAAAAUAAAAUGUUUUUAGCUUGAAAA
This is a messenger RNA of Hydractinia symbiolongicarpus, 4091 nucleotides long. Its product is annotated as cyclin-F-like. The transcript is spliced from 12 exons. Gene Ontology annotation, biological process: regulation of cyclin-dependent protein serine/threonine kinase activity; mitotic cell cycle phase transition. Gene Ontology annotation, cellular component: centrosome; nucleus; cyclin-dependent protein kinase holoenzyme complex. Gene Ontology annotation, molecular function: cyclin-dependent protein serine/threonine kinase regulator activity; protein binding. The record is from RefSeq and is a predicted model, not a curated record. Lineage: Eukaryota; Metazoa; Cnidaria; Hydrozoa; Anthoathecata; Hydractiniidae. Bases 212 to 2542 code for a protein of 776 amino acids.